This is a messenger RNA of Trichoderma citrinoviride, 3477 nucleotides long. RefSeq lists its product as hypothetical. The record is from RefSeq and is a predicted model, not a curated record. Lineage: Eukaryota; Fungi; Ascomycota; Sordariomycetes; Hypocreales; Hypocreaceae. The transcript is spliced from 6 exons. Bases 1 to 3477 code for a protein of 1158 amino acids. Gene Ontology annotation, molecular function: protein binding.
AUGAGUACUAGUAAGACGAAAGAAAGAAAGAGGGACAAGGUCUGGGGAUUCUUUCGGGAAUUGUCCAGGCCUUCUUCUCCAUCAUUGAAUGAUGCUCAGCCUGCCUCUUCGGGACCUGCCAAUGCAACUUCGCACUUGGUUGGAGCCUCAGCCUCUCUCUCUCUGCUUUCUCCCACUCCGUCGCCUUCUUCGACCCUCAGGCCAUCUACAGCUUCGGCGGACCGUCUAUCCGCCGCGACCGGAUCUGUUUCCACCGCACCGCUUCCUCCGGACCUUUCUUCAACCGGUCCCUCUUCAGUUUUAAUCGUGCCCCAAAGACCAGAAACACUUCAACUUCCUGCUGCGCUGGACUCGCCUCAGCCUCCUUCUGUGCCAGACACGCCUCAACAACCGCCAACCUCGGAUCUCUGGAGUCAAGCCUUUGCCAAAGCCAACGAGGAAACCCAAAAAUGGAUAACAAAACAUGGGCUCCAAGCUUCUGUCGCGCAGCCGAGAGACCAGAUCAAAGAGCUUAUCAGCCUCGUUGAAGGCAAUAAGCUAUCCGAACAAAGCGAGGAGCCUUUCAAACUUGAGAUUGGCAACCAGAAAAUUAUCGUCCGCGAAUACGUCGCCGAUGCUGUGGCCUUUAUAACAAUGGUGGGCGACGCUGCCAUCGCUUUUGCGCCGCCACAGGCCGGCGCACCGUGGGCUGUCGCAAAGGCAGUUAUGAAGAUCCCGGUUAAACACAUAGAGCAAAAAGCCGCCCUUCUCGGAACAGUCCAGUGGUUCACGCGCAUUGUACGCAGAGGGCAGAUCUACGAGGCCCUUUAUACCACCGAGACUACGGCCGAGGGGCCCACACUCAACUUACACGAUGCGCUUCUCGAGAUAUACAUCGCUGUAUUGGAAUUAUUAGCCAAGUCAGAUGCCCUAUUCGAGAGCGGAGUUGCCAGACAGACAUUAACGGCAAUCCUACGACCAGACAGUGCUACUGGUGCUGUGAAAAAUCUCUCUGAGAAGGAACAAAGGCUCGAUCGAGAGGUUCAAAGUUGUGAAGCCUCGCGAUCUUUCAUAUCAUCCAAGCAGACAAUGGAUGGAAUAGACAGCCUCAAGAAACAACUGGACCAGCUGUCUUUGCCGCUGCCCCGGAUCGACAAAGGGAUCGCCAGCCUUCUGUCCAAGGUUGAAAAGAGGGAGCUAGAGAAGCUGAUGGACUUUAUAAGCAGUGAGAUGUUUGGAAAAAGCCACGCCACUGUGAAUGAAGCGAGAUUGGACAGGACCGGGGAGUGGCUACUGGCCAGCAAAGAAUUCCUUGAUUGGCAAAAAAUUCCUUCUUCUUCUGCUGCUUUAUGCCUUAAAGGAACCGUCGGCACCGGAAAGACAUAUCUUACGUCCAAAGUCAUUGAUCACGUCAAAGAGACGCUCAAAGUUUCGCAGCAUGAUGAAGGAUUCGCGUUUUUCUACUGCAAUCGAUCCGGGUCAUCGAUGCAAGAUCCGAUGGUCAUUCUGAGAAGCUUUGUCCGGCAGCUCGCCGGCAAGGCAUUUGAUGAGACUGGCCGGAUUCAAAGCAGCCUGAUACAGAGAUGUGAGAUGGCAAAGAGAGAGGGAAGGGAAUUGGUUUAUAGGGACUGCAAAGAACUGAUCCUGGAAUCUUUCAAUUCAUAUUCAAAGACGACCAUUAUUCUCGACGCACUGGACGAGUCCGACAUCAGCGAGUAUAAUUUAGGCGCCGUUCUUAUCGAGUUGAUGGGAAAAUCGAAAAGGCCAGUCAAAUUAUUCAUCUCGAGCCGACCGGAUAGAGAAUAUCUGGAAGAAACUUUCGGUAAUAGCAGAAUAAUUACCGUGGAUGCUACCAGCCAACAAGAAGACAUUGAGAGGUACCUCACAGCGAAACUCUACUCAACCUCAUUCUUUCAGGGGCGAAAUCGGGAUAUCCAAGCCAAGAUCAGGGAGGUAUUUGCAACUAAAAGUCGCGGAAUGUUUCGAUGGGUUUACUUGCAGGUCAAAAGUCUUCAGAGAUGUGUCACAGACGAUGCCAUCCACUCCUGGAGCCAUAAACUACCUCGCAACCUAACAGAGGCAUAUGAUCAGCUGUGGGAAAGAAUACAAGAACAUGACGCAUCGGAUGUCAGCUUAGCUCAGCGAGCCAUUAUAUGGGUAUCGGUUUCCCUGGUGCCACUGAAAGCAGAUACUCUAUUGGAAGCUAUACGAUACGACGUCCAAGGAUCUGAUGUGAUACGAAAGGAGAAGCAGACGCAGCAACAGGUUCUAGAGCUUUGCCAGGAUAUGCUCACUAUCGAGGUGAGACGGGAGAAAAGGGUGUGGAUGCUGCCGCAUGCCUCUGUGGCUGAAUAUGUUGAGUCGAAAGGCUGGGUAAAGUGGAAGUGCCACUCAUUUGCCGCAAAAGUGUGCCUCGGCUUCCUUCUCGAAUUUUACCCGGGGAGGUCAGAAGAGGGGGGGAGUUCGGAGGAGCCAGAAGAGUCACAUAAAACCGGGUUCACAGAGUACGUUAAGAUACGCUGGGACGACCACUUGCAAGCUUACGAGAAAUGGCUGGAAGGGAUGCACGAAGAAGAGGCCGAUGCGGAUCUUCCAAGCCGGAUGGCUCUGUUCACGAUAUGUCGGAAUGGAUUAUACCACACUUUGCGGGACUGGUGGCUGGGAGGCAAAAUCACCCGGGAGAUGGCAUUGAUACAGACCAUAAGAGAGGAGAACGCGCUUGAGCUUGCGGUGAGAGGCUGCGUGGCAAUCUGCAGACAUUUGAUCGGCUUGAUAUUUGAUGCCGAGCAUCUGGAUACCGAACGAUACGCCAAAACACUACAAACUGCAGUCCAAUACGACAAACCCGAUGUUGUGAAUUUGCUCAUGACGGAGGUGAAUAUACCUUUGGAUCUCAAUUCCUCACUAAACGGAAGCGCAUCCCUGGCUCAACAUGCCGCCAUAGCCGCACCCAAAACAUUGAGAUGGUUCCUGGAUCAGGAUUGGAUACAACUGGAAUUGGAGAAUGACAGCGGCUCCGAAUAUGGCAACGUCUUGAUCGCUGCAGCAGCAUGGGGCAAUGCUGAAUCGGUCCGCAUGCUACUUGAGGCCGGCGCCAAUGUCAAUGCCGCCGUGCAAAACGGUCAUUACGGCAGUGCUCUUGUCGCAGCAGCAUACUGUGGUUGGAGUAAAUACAUGGCACCGACAGUCCAGCUGCUUCUUGAUAACGGCGCGGAUCCGAAUCUGGUACUGAAUGGCGGCAAGUACGGCAGCGCGCUUGAGGCUGCACCUGCAGCCCCCGGCGCUAACACUAAGGUGCUACAAAUGCUGCUUGCGGCAGGUGCAGAUCCUGCCGCCGUGUCAGGCCGAGGCGAGCAUGGAAGUGCAUUGGCCGCUGCGGCGUUUUGGGGACAAAAAUACUUACUCAUGAUGAUGAUCGACCAUGUUGGUAAAGAGAAUGCUAUUGAAGCCCUUUGCCAGAGCAGGUGCCCGCAAAAAGAAUGCCACGUACCUUGCUAG